Amaranthus tricolor (Joseph's coat) is the source of this 1801-nucleotide messenger RNA. RefSeq names its product benzyl alcohol O-benzoyltransferase-like. Lineage: Eukaryota; Viridiplantae; Streptophyta; Magnoliopsida; Caryophyllales; Amaranthaceae. Gene Ontology annotation, molecular function: acyltransferase activity, transferring groups other than amino-acyl groups. The record is from RefSeq and is a predicted model, not a curated record. The coding region runs from base 171 to 1556 and encodes 461 amino acids. The transcript has 3 exons.
CCCUACUAUUUUCACUCCAUAUUUCUCCAAACCACACUACUGGAUUUCCUCCAAUCCUCUUCAAUCUUGUCUAUAAAUACACACAUUUUAUCUCAACUCCAAAUCACACGCAAACAAACAUCUCUCAACAUUCUCUCUCCACCUAAUUUGUAUUCUUCUUAAUUUCUACAAUGGCACAACCCCUUGUUUUCAAAGUUACGAGGAGGAACCCGGAGCUAAUCGCUCCGGCUGGUCCAACCCCGUACGAGUUUAAAGAGCUAUCCGAUAUCGAUGACCAAGAAGGUCUUCGAUUUCAAAUUCCGGUAAUACAAUUUUACCGGAAUGAUGAAUACUCUGGUGGGUCUGCCACCAGAGGGGCGGACCCAGCAAGAGUAGUGAAAGAGGCCGUGGCGAAGGCAUUAGUGUCAUACUACCCUUUCGCCGGACGGCUAAGGGAGAAAGAAGGGAGGAAAUUGGAGGUGGAAUGUAAUGGUAAAGGUAUAAUGUUUAUUGAAGCUGAUGCGGAUGUAACUCUAGAUGAGUUUGGAGAUGCUCUUCAACCUCCUUUCCCUUGUUUGGAAGAACUUUUAUUUGAUGUGCCUGGCUCAACUGCUGUUUUGGAUGCCCCUUUGAUCCUCAUUCAGGUGACAAGGCUUAAAUGUGGUGGAUUCAUACUAGCACUUCGAUUAAACCACACCAUGGCUGAUGCUCCUGGCUUAGUCUUAUUCAUGAACGCAAUCGCUGAGUUCGCUCGCGGUGCUAAAUCGCUAUCGACCCAGCCAGUAUGGGACCGCCACCUAUUUAAUGCUCGGAAUCCACCUCAAGUCACCUGUGAACACCGUGAAUACGAGGAGGUUGCAGACACUAACGGCACCAUUAUUCCACUAGAUGAUAUGGUUCACAAGUCUUUCUUUUUUGGGCCCACAGAGAUAGCAGCUCUAAGGCGAUUCCUUCCUCCAAACACAAAAGCCUCAACAUUCGAAAUACUCACAGCAUGUUUAUGGCGGUGUCGCACAAUCGCUCUUCAACCCGACCCGGAAGAAUCGGUCCGAAUCAUGUGUAUAUUCAACGCAAGAUCCAUAUUCAACCCGCCUAUACCUUCGGGUUUUUACGGCAAUGCAUUUGCUUUUCCCGUAGCAAUUUCAACCGCCGGAAAACUUUCGGGUAACCCGAUUGGGUACGCUUUGAACCUCGUGAAAAAAGCCAAAGCUGACGUCACACAAGAGUAUAUGAGAUCACUAGCUGACCUCAUGGUUCUAAAAGGCAGGCCCCACUUCACAGUGGUUCGGACUUUCGUUGUUUCGGAUGUCACACGGGCCGGAUUUGCGGAUCUGGAUUUCGGAUGGGGUAGACCCGCUUAUGGCGGACCCGCUAAAGGUGGGGUUGGGGCAAUUCCUGGUGUUGCGAGCUUUUAUAUUCCAUUUAAAAAUGGUAAAGGAGAGAAAGGAAUUGUGGUUCCUCUUUGUUUACCCGGAAAUGCUAUGGAGAUAUUUGUUAAAGAAUUAAACGGGUUGUUGUCGGAUACUCCAAGUGAGGCUCUGGGCCCUUCAUCCUAUUUUAUUUAUUCUUCUUUAUGAGUGAUUUUGUGUACAAAUAUGUGUGAUUUAAGUUAGUGUGAGCUUUAAUUUUGAGUAACAAAUGUGUUAUGUUGUAUGUCAUUGAUAAAUAAAUUAAGGGGUGGAGAAUCAAUGUCUUAGAGAGGAAUAAAAUUCUGUAUAAAAAAAAAAAUUUGGCGAGAAAAUUGUAGUUUUUAUUCUCAAAUAAAAGUAAGUUGCCUAAUAAUAUGUAGAUUUCUGGUUAAUUAUUCAAGAUUGGUUUAAAA